Molecule: messenger RNA, 1914 nt
Organism: Brenthis ino (lesser marbled fritillary)
Lineage: Eukaryota; Metazoa; Arthropoda; Insecta; Lepidoptera; Nymphalidae
Source: the annotation of a GenBank genome assembly
AUGUCAAACAAUACUGUCGGCUCGUCGGGGCAUGCUCCCGGCAAAAUACGUGGACCUGGAAGACCUCCAAAACGCACAUGCACUUGGUGUGCUGAAAGUAAAACGCCUUUAAAAUAUGUUUUGCCUACAGAAAAUGGAAAAAAAGAAUUUUGUUCAGAAACGUGUUUGUCAGAAUUUAGACAGGCAUAUAGCAAGGGCGCCUGUCUACAUUGUGAUAAUGUUAUUCGCGGCAAUGCUCCUUCUAGCAGCAAAAACUUUUGUUCGACGUAUUGUCUUAAUAAAUAUCAGAAGAAAAAUGAAAAACGGACAACUUCACCUCAGUCUGGUAAUGGAGCAAAUGGUUCAGAAACUCAUUCUAAUAAUAAUUCCACAGGAUCUUUUUACGAUAUAUAUCAAACCUUUGAUUGGAACGAAUAUAUGAAAGAAACAAAUAGUGUAGCAGCUCCACAAGAUUGUUUUAAGCAAGCUCCUACACCACCAGUGAAUGACUUUAAAGUGAAUAUGAAAUUAGAAGCAUUAGAUCCCCGAAAUCUAACUUCUACUUGCAUAGCUACAGUUGUAGGUGUCCUAGGGCCAAGAUUGAGGCUAAGAUUAGAUGGCAGUGAUAAUAAAAAUGAUUUUUGGAGGCUUGUUGAUGCUGGUGAUAUACAUACAAUUGGUCAUUGUGAAAAAAAUGAUGGAAUGUUGCAGCCACCACUAGGUUUUCGUAUGAAUGCUAGUAGUUGGCCAAUGUUUUUGCUCAAGACAUUAAAUGGAGCUGAAAUGGCUCCAGGAAAAGUCUUCCAAGCAGAGCCACCUACUCCUAAAUCUAAUUUGUUUGUAGUUGGACAAAAAUUAGAAGCAGUUGAUAAGAAAAAUCCCCAGCUUAUAUGUUGUGCUACAGUUGGAGCUGUGAAAAAUGAUCAAAUUCAUGUUACUUUUGAUGGGUGGCGUGGUGCUUUUGAUUAUUGGUGUAGAUAUGAUUCAAGAGAUAUAUUUCCUGUGGGUUGGUGUGCAAGGGCAGGUCAUCCUUUGCAACCACCAGGUCAAAAAAGUGCUAGUGCCCCGUCAAGAUUUAAAUUACGUCCAAGCGGUAUUCCUAAUCCUGCCUUACCAGAAGGAGGAUCUACUGGUACAGGCAAUGCAAAUAGUACAAAUACAAUUACACCUAUAGCAAAUGUUGUAUUGCGUAUCCGAAGCAGUUGUUCUGGAGGUAGUGCAGCAUUACCCACUUCAAUAACAGGGGUUGGGGCUUCAGGAGUUGCAGAGAAUUUGGUUAAAGAGUUAUUAAAUUCUCAUCCUGACCCUCAAAAGUUAACGAGAGCCAUUCUUACCGCAUCUAGUAGCUAUUCUAAUAUAACCAAUGUCCAGGUUUCUUCAGGAAAUAAGAAUUAUUCUGUAAAAGUACCAUUAGAGUUAUCAACAGAAGAAUUAAAGAAUUGGCUGAAAUCAGUAUGUUUAGGAGUUGGAUGCUGCGUUGGAAUGAUAGAAAUUGAUACAGGAGAAGCGGCAGGCCGGCCCUGCACAUUGUGUGGCGAGUCCACAUCUAAUACCGUCACAUCAGCGGCUGUGAAGAGACCUAGUGAAUCCCCACCGACAACACCAACAAACCCAACAGAGCCGAGCGGCAAGAUGGCGCGCGUAUCGCCCGAGCGGCCCGAGCCGGCGUCAUCGACGACGGGCGCGCCCGCGCCGCCGCCGCCCGCCGCGCCGCCCGCCGACUGGUCCGUCGAGGACGUCAUCGGGUUCAUAGCGGCCGCCGAUCAGGCGCUCGCAGCGCACGCCGACCUGUUCAGGAAACAUGAAAUAGACGGGAAGGCUCUAUUAUUAUUAAAUUCAGAUAUGAUGAUGAAAUAUAUGGGCUUGAAACUAGGACCUGCUUUGAAAAUUUGCAAUUUGGUAUCGAAAAUUAAAAAUCGCCGACACUAUAGCACU